Molecule: messenger RNA, 3157 nt
Organism: Quercus robur (English oak)
Lineage: Eukaryota; Viridiplantae; Streptophyta; Magnoliopsida; Fagales; Fagaceae
Product: nudix hydrolase 7-like
Exons: 4
Coding region: 378-1712 (444 amino acids)
Molecular function (GO): NAD binding; ADP-ribose diphosphatase activity; NADH pyrophosphatase activity
Source: RefSeq, a predicted model, not a curated record
UUUUUUUUUUUUUGAACCAUUAAGAAUAAAAAAUGAAGAAAAAAAAAUGUGAAGGACUUGAGUGAAUUGCCUGUUUGGUUCUAUAAUAUUCUCUUGACUUGUUUCUUAGAACUUGUGAUGCAAUCGGUUGAUCUUUUCAAUUCAAAGUCUGCACAGGAAAUUGUCCUCUGGGUUCUGAGGCGUUACCGUCGAUUGAUGCCCAACAAAAUAAGUUAUAUAAUCAGCUACUGAGGUCAAGAGUCUCAGCCAUCAAUUUGCUGUAUUUAUAUCUUUCAACUAACAACAAGACCCUUCAAGCUUCUUCAUUUGCAGCAGCAUCCCCUCCACUUCUAAAGAGGCCUUUUCUCGGUGAUAGAUUUUCAUUCUUGAUCAAAAACAUGUCGACUUCAACAAGCUCCAUGUCAGUAGAAAAGCAAUUCAUGCCUGAAAACAGAGUUCAACAAGUUGAGCUACUAAAUUCAAUUAAUGAUUUACAUGGAGGAGUUGUCGUGAACAUUGAGCAGCCUAUGGACUCUAAGGUCUUUUCACCUUUGCUCAGAGUUUCAGUAUCACAAUGGAGGCAACAGAUGUCUCGUCGAUCUUCCAGGGGUAAAGACAUUGUUGCUGACGAUCCAGCAACACCAGUUGCUAAAAGGACUCGACUAUCAUCACAGGCAUCUCAAGACCCCAAUGAGGAGAGGUUCAGAACUCCGCUUACCUCACACAUCUACUCAAACAUCUUUGACAAGUCAACUCCUAUAGUGGAACGGGUGGUGGAGUUUAACACCUUAGGGACCACUUUUAUCCCUCGAAUCUUUGAGCAACGAGAUUGGGCAAACUUGUUUGGGAACUUUGGCGAUCCAAUGGAUGAAUUGGUCAAAGAAUGCUUCUCCAAUGCAACUGAUCUUGGAGCUGAACUUAUUUUCUGGGUCAGAGGAAAAGAGUUUGGCAUUUCCCCAAACUCCAUCGCAGAUCUUCUAGGCAUCACUAGACCUCAGAAUGUGGAUCUAACUCCGUACGAUGAUCGAACUCCAAAGAUUCAAGAAAUUCUACAAAUCCUAAGAUCCGAUCAUGAAGUAUCCAAUACAGGAACAUCCACCAGCACCGCAAAGUUUGCACCAGAGCUGACCACACUGAAGUUGAUCAUGUUCACUAAUCUCUACCCACUGUCCAACACUACAUUCAUCAAUCUUGGGAGAGCUCUAUUCCUUUGUGAUCUUAUUACAGGAGCCCCCAUUGAUAUAUGUGCUCACAUCUAUUACACUAUGAGGAAGACCGCGGUUCGAACUGCAGCUCGAGGAAUUAUUCCAUUUUGCAGUCUCAUCAUGAAGCUCAUUCUUCGUGAAGGCAUUGUUCCUCCCACAGAUGGAAAAAUGUUGACCCGUCAGCGUCCUAUUUCCAUGUACACUCUUCAAGCUAGCAGAAGUCACUCUUCUAAGACACCAAAGAGUGCACACAUCUCUCCGGUUACUCCAUCUGCUCCUGAUUCAGAGACACCCGCACGUACCACAUCUACUUUGCAUGCUGUUCCUGAAGUUCCACAAGCUAGUAUUCCGCAAGCACAGACUGAUCCUCAUACUGAUAGAGUGGGCAGUUUACUUGAACAGAUUCAGAAACGUAUUGAUGAGAUUGUGACACUUCUCUACUCCACAAACAACCAUGUUCAAAUGCGUCUCGAGACUAUGGAGAAUCAACUAGACGCUAUUCAACAAAAGUUGGACGACAGCCUUUAGCUAUUCGUGCCAAAAAGGGGGAGAGCAUUCAAUAAGGGGGAGAAAGUUCAAAGGGAAGUGUGCAUAGUGAUAGGGGGACUACACACAUACUUUUGUCAUACUUUUGUUCUAAGUCUUAUCCUCUAAACUUAUAGAUUUAUGUUUUUGGACUAUUUAAUAUUUAUAUGGGUUUGAUACACUGUGGUUUUGGUGUAUUCUUGUUUCUAACUCAUAACUUAUACUCUUGGUUUAAUUUUUUAUAUAUUUUGUUGAUGUUAUUCAGGAUAUAUUGUGUUUUGUACCCAUGUGCUUUUGUAAGCUUUUAGGGUUAAUGUUUUUAUGCAUAUUCUGUAGGCUUUAUGGUUUGUACCUUGCUUCAUGCAGCCUUUUAUGCUAUGUUGAAAUCAGUACUUCUAUCUAAAUGUCUUGCAUUUUGAUUUAUGUACUGUCACUCUUGUGCCCUUGUAGGAUUGUUCCUAGAUGCAUAUACUUUGUGUACUAUGCAAUGGUUGAGUGUUGAGCAUACAAGUAUCUUGCCUUGUGCUUGUUAGCUUGUAUGUCCUUGUGUUCAUUCCAAGUGUGAAUGAGCAUUGUGGUCACUACCUUGUAGUGAUUACUUGGUUGAUCAAGCCAUGGUUUGUUUCUUAACUCCAUUUUUGCUUGAUCACAUAUUGCCUGUUUCAUAUGCAUUUCACGAUUUUCUGCUUACAAUGAUCAUGGUGUAUUGUUAUGUUUCAGGAGUCUUAUGUUCAUAUGAUUCAAGUGUUUCACAGCUUCUAGAGCUAGGUGUGAGUGAGUUUUGUUCAACUGUUCCCAACUCACAUGUUAAGUCUAGAGUCUAUUUUAGGGUUUUGUCACGGAAUAGCCAAAGGGGGAGAUUAUAAGGUUGAAUUUAUUCAACCAUCUAAUUGGUUUUAUUCCAUACCAAAUUUGCUUGUAUUUCAGCAUUUAGUAACCCUGUAUUUAGGUGGGCUUGUUGUAAGGGUAGUGAGUGAGAUAGAGUGAAGUUUGCUCAAGAGUGUGCAAGAAAACAGAGACUCGCGGCUGCAAGCCGCCAAACGCAGCACACGUGCCAAGCAUGCCGGAAGGUGAACAGUCAUGCUAACUGGAGCACUAUAGGACAAAACAGGACAACUGGUCAUACGGUUAUCUCGCGACUGGAUCUCGCGACUUGGUCAAGUCGCGAGGUCAAGCCGCGAACCACCCCUAAUUUGUAAAACCUGACGUUUCACAUUCCUCUCCCACUCCAAUAUAAAUACCCCUUUUACCCAAAAAUGUAAGAGAGCUUCCAGAGAGAAUUUUGAGAGAGAAACCCUAAAGAAAAACAAGAUUGAUUCACCCACAAUCUAUACAUUAGAGUCUCUUCAAAUUCCUCAACUCUCUUCCUCUCCAUUAUCAAAUCCUUGAGAGGCAUUUUACCAAACCUUGUUCUCACCAUAAUCAUCACUGUGAGAGAGCUGUUUGGA